AUGAGAAACAUGCACCACCUCCGUCUAGCGACACACGUCAUAUCUUCCUUGUUCUACAUCAAGGUCACGAACGUUUACGCGCAGUGCAUCAUGGAAGGCGACUCGUGCACCGCCCUCGCGGUCGAUGUUGCUGCCGGUUGCGCAUCCGAAGGUGCCAUUGGGGAAUGUGCUCCCAAGGGGUUCACGUCUGAUCUGUACUGCAGCACGGGCGUGUCGCCGUUUCCUGGCGCGGGGAACGAUGAGCCGGAGGCAAGCAAUAUCCCGCUGAUUCUCGAAGAAGUCGCCGGGCGAAGCGGGCAAAUCACAUUUGGUGGCCGCGCUGCCUUGGCGCUGCCCUAA
Messenger RNA from Ectocarpus siliculosus, 339 nucleotides. The record is from the annotation of a GenBank genome assembly. Lineage: Eukaryota; Phaeophyceae; Ectocarpales; Ectocarpaceae.